Molecule: messenger RNA, 522 nt
Organism: Stylonychia lemnae
Lineage: Eukaryota; Ciliophora; Spirotrichea; Sporadotrichida; Oxytrichidae
Source: the annotation of a GenBank genome assembly
AUGAAAGGAUUUUUCACUAUCUCAAUUGUCAUUGCUGCUCUAUUCUCCCAAUCAAGUGCCUUCUUGAAAUAAAGAAUACAACUUAAGCCAUAAAUGAACGACUUGAACAAUCAAUUGGAGAAUAUUUUUGAUAGUCUAAGUCACCAUUAGAACUAAAUUGGAGUAAUAGGAUUAAAUGCCGCUCAAAGAGAUCACAACGAUCCAAAUCAAGGCAGACUUGUCACUUUCAAAGCAUACAGUGAUAUUAAUGCCGAAGCUAAUGGAUUCUGCAAUGUUGUUGAAUGUGAGGAUUUUGAAAGAGACGGACUCAAGGACACUCUUAAAAUCCAAUACAAUGAAGCUGCAGAACACGAUUAGGAAGAUCAAUUCCUUAAUAGUCUCGAUGAACUAAGAGAUUUCUACUAGAAUAAACUUUAACAAUUACUUGCAAAUCAAACACAAGCUGAUGUUAAAUAAGUGAAAAAGCAAUUGAGAGACAAAAUUACAGAGGAAGUCAAGGGAUAUCUUAAUCAGAAACUCUGA